AUGGCUGUAUUGAAGCGGUUGUUCGCUGCGGCGCUUUGCUUGAGCUCAACGCUCGUGCAGGCUGAUCUCGUUGGUCUGCCUACUGUACCCUUUACUGCUUCGAAGGGAAACCAAUCGCUAGACUUGACUCGCAUUCAAAGCAUCAUCGUCGACAGCAGAUACGCCCAGACCAAAGACGACAACGGCUGGACACUCAUCCCACCGACCCUUAACGAAUUCGUACAGACAUUCGCUCAAGACCAUAACAAGCUCUAUGGAAGAUACUUAGGCGUACAGUCUGGCAGCCGAAGCGUGCCGGAGUCGAUCUUCUUGACGAUUGGGAAUAAUAGCGAGUUCAAGGAUGUGGCGGGGAGGUGGACUUCGGAGGCUUAUAAGAUUGAGGUGAAGAAUGAUAGGAUUGUGGUUGCUGGAGCGAGUCCUUUGGGGGUUUGGUGGGGAACGAGGACGAUUCUGCAGCAGGCGAGUUUGAAUGGAGCCAAGAUUGCUGUGGGCAGCGGUGUUGAUAGUCCGGGAUGGAACACGCGAGGUGUCUUCCUCGACGCCGGCCGCCACUACUACCCACCCUCGUUCCUCAUCGAAAUGUGCAGCUGGAUGUCCUACUGGAAGCAAAACACCUUCCACGUGCACCUCUCCGACAACCUCUACAACAACGUCGACAUCUACUCCUACGAGCGCCAAAUGGAACUCUACGCCGCCUUCCGCCCAUGGUCCGACGAUCCCGCCCUCGCGGGCCUGAACAAACGCCGCAACGAGUCCUACACGCGAGAGCAGUUCGAUGAGAUUCAGCAGAGCUGUGCGGCGAGGGGCGUUACGAUUAUUCCGGAGAUUGAGGCGCCGGGGCAUGCGCUUGUGAUUACGCAGUGGAAGCCCGAGUUGGCGAUUGAGACGAGUCGGGAUUUGCUGAAUAUUUCGUAUCCGGAGACGAUUCCGCAGAUGGAGACGAUUUGGAAGACGAUGUUGCCUUGGUUUCAUAGUAAGGUUGUGCAUAUUGGUGCGGAUGAAUAUGUUGAUGCUGCUUUGACGAAGAACGCUCUGGUUGCUGAGUACAACCGCUUUGUCAUUGCUCUCGAUGAAUAUAUCAAGCAGGAGUCUGGGAAGAGCAUUCGUAUAUGGGGCACUUUCCCGCCGAUGAGCAACUACACGAACAACAUCAGCAAGGAUGUCACAGUGCAACAUUGGGAGUUCUUCGAGGACAAUCCGUACUUUGAUUACAUCAAAAAGGGAUACAACGUGAUCAACUCAGACGACCAAUUCUACAUCGUCCAGAAGUACUCGACGAGCUACCCCCAAGAACUUAACAAGACCCGCAUCUUCCACGGUAACCCAGAUGGCUCAGCAUGGUCUCCAAACAUCUUCGAUCAGACCAAUGCCACCAACAAUCCUCCACGAGACUCGCCUUACGUUGUUGGACACAUCGCCGCGCAGUGGAACGACUACGGACCGAAUACUUCCACUUAUCUAGAGGCAUACAAUCCGUUCAGAUACUACCUACCAGCGCUCGCUGAUAAGCAGUGGGGCGGAAAGAUCACAGAAGAGCAGUACGACUCGAUCUAUCCGACCCUGCAAGCUGCGGCCCCUGCUCAGAAUCUCGACCGAACUGUACGCUCAAAGUCCUCGACGAUCCUAAGCUACAAGUUUGGAGCCGGCCAUCAGCCUCAGCCAUAUGGACAGGGAUGGGGAGGGGGCCACCACGGACACCCGGGCAACGGCAUCAGAGAUCUCUCCGGGAACAACUACAACGCCAACACGUCUUGCAGCAUCGCGAACGGCGCCCUCAAAUUCACAAAUGGCUGCGCAGUAACCACACCUCUCACAUCCAAGGGUAACGACUAUACCCUUUCCUUCACCCUCAAACAAACCUCCCAAACGCCCGGCCCCCUCUUCACAGGCCCAGACAGCGAGCUCCGCUCAGGAAACGGCUCCUCCUCCCAAAUCAUGCUCGUCUCCGCCGGAAACGCCUUCGCUCUGAACUACAGCCUCCCCGUCGGACAAUGGGUCGACGCCAGCCUGAUCGGCCGCGGCAACCAGACGUUCUUCUCCGUCAACAACGGCACCGAAAUGGAAUUCCUCACCAAAGUCGGCGUCAACGGCGAGAGCUUCGCCUGGGUGCGGAUGGCCGUGGUCGCGCCUUUGAAGACGAUUGGGGGUGGGAGUUGGGAGGGGAAGAUGGGGAGCGUGACGUUGGUUGAUCAUGCAUGA
This is a messenger RNA of Zasmidium cellare ATCC 36951, 2199 nucleotides long. RefSeq names its product glycoside hydrolase family 20 protein. Gene Ontology annotation, biological process: carbohydrate metabolic process. The transcript has 6 exons. Gene Ontology annotation, molecular function: beta-N-acetylhexosaminidase activity. NCBI's taxonomy places the organism in Eukaryota, Fungi, Ascomycota, Dothideomycetes, Mycosphaerellales, Mycosphaerellaceae. The record is from RefSeq and is a predicted model, not a curated record. Bases 1 to 2199 code for a protein of 732 amino acids.